This is a messenger RNA of Staurois parvus, 393 nucleotides long. The record is from the annotation of a GenBank genome assembly. Lineage: Eukaryota; Metazoa; Chordata; Amphibia; Anura; Ranidae.
UUUUUGAUUAACAAUAGAUUCACAUACAUUAUACAUUAUAUUGCCAAAAGUAUUGGGACACCCCUCCAAAUCAUUGGAUUUCUGGUGUUUCAUUCACCUCCAUGGCCAAAGAUGUAUAAAAUCAAGCACCUAGGCAUGCAGACUGCUUCUACAAACAUUUUUGAAAUAAUGGGUCGCUCUCAGCAGCUCAGUGAAUUCAAGCAUGGUACCGUGAUAGGUUGCCACCUGUGCAAUAAGUCCAUCCCUGAAAUUUCCUUGAUACUAAAUAUUCCACAGUCAACUGUUAGUGGUAUUAUAACAAUGUGGAAGCAACUGGGAACAGCAGCAACUCAGCCAUGAAGUGGUAGGUCACGUAAAAUGACAGAGCAACUUGGGCCAACACAAUAUUGAACC